UCAGUUCGCCUCCAGAGACGCCAAGCCGUGGAAGACCGCAGAUUUGAACGGUUUCUCGUUGGGCUUAAAUACAGUUACAUAUACAUAUAUAUACACAUAUAGUAUAUAUACAUUUGGAGAAUGGCUGCGUCGUCGUCGUCGAUGUUGACCAACCUGGCCGCUGUGGUCAAGGAGGCCAAUGACGAGGAGAUUCAAGUGCCCAAAUCGGAUGAUUUCUUCGAGUCGAAAGCCUUUCGACUCCUCACCCUAAUCCUCUAUAUGGGCGGUGUCAGCGGCAUGGGCCUAACGCUGGCCAUGUACUAUCUAUUCAUCUGGGACUCGCGCAUGCCGCCGCUGCCCGUCUUCAAGCAUACGCAUCCAAUUGGCUAAAGCGGCAGCGGGAAAGGGGAACCCUAGCCCU
Drosophila montana is the source of this 400-nucleotide messenger RNA. RefSeq lists its product as uncharacterized. The transcript has a single exon. The record is from RefSeq and is a predicted model, not a curated record. NCBI's taxonomy places the organism in Eukaryota, Metazoa, Arthropoda, Insecta, Diptera, Drosophilidae. Bases 121 to 369 code for a protein of 82 amino acids.